AUGGACUCUUCCGCAAUUCAUAACAAAUGGAUUGAAGAUGCCAUUCGUAGUAGAUAUGUGACAGAGUUUGAUCACCAUUCGCUUAGAGAAAUAGAUAUUAUUUCAACAACGCCGUUAGCUGAUAUUAAGAAAGCUUAUCAAAUAGGAUUCGAUAGAAAUGUCGCCCUUAAAUAUUUAAGGGAAGAACAUUUUAAAACCGUAAGCGGAUAUCAUAAAAAUUUCUCGAGAGAGGUUCGGAAUUUGACAAGGUUAAAUGAAUUUAAUAACGAAAAUAUAGUUAGGUUUUUAGGAAUUAGCAAAGCUUAUUCAAAUUAUUUACAUAUUGCUAUUAGAUCCAUCUCUGAACUUCUAUUAUGUUGUACUUCAAAGUACGUACGAUCAAGAUAUUAA
Molecule: messenger RNA, 390 nt
Organism: Acaulospora morrowiae
Lineage: Eukaryota; Fungi; Glomeromycota; Glomeromycetes; Diversisporales; Acaulosporaceae
Source: the annotation of a GenBank genome assembly